CUUUGCUUGCAAGUUUGGAAGACAGACCUCGUGUGAAGUGUGAACGACAUGAUGUUAGAGUUAGAGGUGAGAAGCAGAAGAAGAAUAGAUAAUAUAGUUUAGCAGACACAGUACUUGGGCCACGUGGGUAGAACUACUUAGUCAGAUAUUGGUCAGCGAGCCACACUUUAUGUCUCGGUGAAGAAGCUGGCAUGCACAAUUCUUUUACUUUAACCAGACUGCCACCACCUACUAGUUCUCUCUCCAUCUUUCUCUCUCUUCACUGAUCAUUCUUUCUCACACUAUUUAUACAGCCACUCUGCUUUUGCUAGAAUCAUCUGAGAGAUUUGUUCUAGUUUCCUUAUCCCCAAUGGCUUCCAGAGCUGUUGCUGUGCUCCUUCUAUUGGCUACUACCUUCCUAGUAACCACAAAGGAGGUUGCUUAUGCCGACAACACAGCACCAUCAACAACAUAUCCUCCUAAGGCAUCUGCUCCUCCUCCUUCAGCUCCAUUAGUCAAACCACCAACUCCAGUGGUCAAACCACCAGCUCCUGUGGUCACACCACCACCAACACCAGUGAUCAAACCACCGGCAACUCCAGUGGUCAAACCACCGGCAACUCCAGUGGUCAAACCGCCGGCAACUCCAGUGGUCAAACCGCCAGCAACUCCAGUGGUCAAACCGCCAGCAACUCCAGUGGUCAAACCGCCUCCAAUACCUGUGGUCAAACCGCCAGCAACUCCAGUGGUCAAACCACCAGCAACACCAACUCCAGUGGUCAAACCGCCAGCAACACCAACUCCAGUGGUCAAACCACCAGCAACUCCAGUGGUCAAACCACCUCCAACACCUGUGGUCAAACCACCUCCAACACCUGUGGUUAAACCUCCAGCUCCUGUGUCUCCACCAUUGCCUCCAGUUAAGUCCAGAAAAGAUUGCAUACCAUUAUGUGACGCAAGGUGCGCAUUACACUCGAGGCCAAAUGUAUGCAAAAGGGCAUGCGUGACGUGCUGCGAUAGAUGCAAGUGUGUUCCACCAGGCACGUACGGCAACAGGGAAAAAUGUGGCAAGUGCUAUUCUGAGAUGAGAACCCGCCGCAACCAAUACAAGUGCCCUUGAUUUUGUUUUGAUUAGAUUAAGAAGAUCUGUGAUGUUUAAACCAUGAGAAAAUGAGGAGAAAAACGAUGGUGGUUUUUGCUCCCUUGACUUUCUACUACUUCCCUGCGGUUAUGUUAUUAUGGGAUCAUUAUGUAAGAAUAAUAGUAAUAGUUCUUGGUGUAGUUCUUCUCUCAUGUGUUGAUCAUAUGUAUAAUUUUUUU
Molecule: messenger RNA, 1299 nt
Organism: Morus notabilis
Lineage: Eukaryota; Viridiplantae; Streptophyta; Magnoliopsida; Rosales; Moraceae
Product: gibberellin-regulated protein 14
Exons: 3
Coding region: 350-1099 (249 amino acids)
Source: RefSeq, a predicted model, not a curated record